UCUGAUCCGUGGUGACAUCGUCGUCCUGUUGAGCGUACAAAUGACCGCCUAACACGGUCGACGUUUAUUAGCUGUAAAUCAAGUAGUUUUUUUUUUAAAGUAAUCCCAACGGUUUUUUUCUUCUUCUUCUUCGCACAGAUUUAAACGACACAUUCAAAGGCGGUCUUAACAACAUGUCAGAAAUGGACAGCAACCCGUUCGCGGACCCGGACCUCGGCAGCCCCUUCCAGGAUCCAUCAGUGACACAAGCGACACAUACUGCACCUCCUGGACUUGAAGAGUACAAUCCUUUUACCAACGCUAAACCAGUUUCCCAAAGUAUGGCACCGAAACCUGCAGCACACACAGCCGGCACGCAGCCUGCCAUCAUGAGACCCUCGGAGAAGCCCCCGGCCUACACACAAGCUCACACACAGGUUUCCCAAAGUAUGGCACCGAAACCUGCAGCACACACAGCCGGCACGCAGCCUGCCAUCAUGAGACCCUCGGAGAAGCCCCCGGCCUACACACAAGCUCACACACAGGAUCAGUCGUGGGCAGCAGCCGAGCUGUUGAGGAGACAGGAAGAGCUGGAGAGGAAGGCUGCUGAGCUGGAUCGCCGAGAGAGGGAAAUGCAGUCGCUCAGUGCCUCGGGAGGCAGGAAAAACAACUGGCCCCCCCUACCAGAGAAGUUCCCGGUGGGACCCUGUUUUUAUCAUGACAUCACGGUGGACAUUCCUGUUGAGUUCCAGAAGACGGUCAAGAUCAUGUACUACCUCUGGAUGUUCCAUACUGGGACGCUGCUUGCAAACAUGUUUGGCUGCCUGGCCUGGUUCUGUGUGGAUUCAGCUCGAGGAGUGGACUUUGGCUUGGCCAUCCUCUGGUUCAUAAUCUUCACACCUUGCUCUUUCGUUUGUUGGUACAGACCACUGUAUGGGGCUUUCAGGGGUGACAGCUCGUUCAGGUUCUUUGUCUUCUUCUUCGUCUACAUCACUCAGUUUGGCAUCUACGUUCUCCAGUCUAUUGGCAUCAGUGGGUGGGGGGCCAGUGGCUGGAUCUCCGCUCUAAUGGGCCUGAAUAAGAACAUCCCAGUGGGUAUCAUCAUGAUCCUUAUUGCUGCUCUCUUUACUUCCCUGGCUGUCAUGUCACUCAUCCUUUUCAAAAAGGUACACGGGAUGUACCGUACCACUGGUGCCAGCUUUGAGAAAGCCCAGCAGGAGUUUGCUACCGGCAUCAUUACCAAUAAGACGGUGCAGACGGCCGCCGCUAAUGCGGCCUCCAGGACCGCUCAUGGGACUGUCAAGGAGCAGAUCUGAUUUCCCCCCGCAGCCCGCUCACAUUUCUCCAUCCGGUCCACUAGCCCCUUUCCUCACGAUGCGACGCUCAUCUUCUACUUGGCCAACUGGCCUGCUUAAGAGUAGAGACCCCCCCUGCCUUGUAUGAAUAAUCUGACAGCACAACGGUUGGCGACCUGUUUCUACUUGCACAGUCUGUGAUGUAUUGUCUUGAUAGGGGGGAGAGGGAGAAUGAUGGUAAAAUCCAAACAGGGCCUUGCUUCUGUCCUGACCAGAGGCCUCUGUGCUACUCCAACACCUUCAACAACUUGGUGCACACUUGUGACCAACUCUGGGAUCCCUCACCUACUUACUACUUAAGAGCUGUGUUUUAUUCUGUUCUUUUAUUUUGUUUUCCAUUUCCGUGUGUGUGUAAAACCCAUGUUUCUGUGCCUCUAUGAAUGUUGGUGCAGGUGUGAAGCCAGCGUGUCCUUUGUGGAUGGACGCUAGUUAGCUCGGAGUCUAACCUGUGAAAUCGGUUGGGCGUGUCGUAGCUCAGCUGGUCUCUCAGCAUGUACACAGACGAUGCACCCAUGCAACCGUUAGCCCCCUUAGCUUUGUAUUAGAAUGUACCUUCGAUUCAUUAACCUAAUCAUUCUGCUCUUUUAUUUGUUUCUAAGAAUUAAGCCUGAUUAUUGUACAAUAUGACGUCACCGAGUACACCAUGAUAUCAAUUAACCCACAUUGGCUAACGAUCCUACCCUUACAGUAGUGUUGCCUUUAACUCCAUGUGCUCCACGUGUGGAGGAGCUCGAUAGACAAGAACAGGGUCUGUUAACUGCACUGCCCCCUGGCGGAGCAUUUGGUAUUGAGACGAAUGCCGUGCAUUCUGGAACGUGAUGUUGCCUUUGGAACACGUACAUCAAUAUUCUUGUUUUUUUUUUUGUGUCCUUAUGAUUUAGCCGCACAAGUUGUGUUGUCUGGUUUUCUUUGUUUCCUUUCAAGUGUUUCCUCCUGAGUUGUAGCCUUUUCUGUGUUCAGCUUUGCCUUUGUUGUGAAGUGUUUGCCAAAACGCACCUUAAUCUACAUGUUAAAUUCGUUGAUGUGAACGCUGCUGUCAGUGCACAUGGAACCAAGGUGGUUUAUGAUGAUUGUGUCACUCACUGACCAGUCAGCCGCCUGCUUAAGAACCGAGUUUAGGGGAGUUUUCACACUAAACCAGUUCCCGCGUGUCAUUUGCUCUGUCAAGAUGAAUUUCAAAUGCGCUAUUGUGCUCGUUGGAUGAUGUGGUCGUUAAGUUGUCUUGUGUGGUUAAAUAUACUGUAAUAUAGGUGCAUGUCAAGACAGAAAUGAAAAGAAAAGUGCAAGCAGUCUCCAGCCUUUCUUGGGUAAAGGAGGCUGACCUCAGAUUUACUCAGGAUCUACUCUACUUGCAUGGCAAGGUUCGGGUCUCUAAUGGAGCUCUUAUUUUGGAAAAAGUGUAAAGAGAACAAUCCGGCCUCUGUUUAUGAAACACAUGCUGUACGCAGAAUCUUUUCAAUAAAGUUACACAUGAUCAAGGC
Molecule: messenger RNA, 2815 nt
Organism: Lampris incognitus (smalleye Pacific opah)
Lineage: Eukaryota; Metazoa; Chordata; Actinopteri; Lampriformes; Lampridae
Gene: scamp1
Product: secretory carrier membrane protein 1
Exons: 10
Coding region: 174-1295 (373 amino acids)
Biological process (GO): protein transport
Cellular component (GO): trans-Golgi network membrane; recycling endosome membrane
Source: RefSeq, a predicted model, not a curated record